Pundamilia nyererei is the source of this 1675-nucleotide messenger RNA. RefSeq names its product transmembrane protein 178Bb (gene tmem178bb). Gene Ontology annotation, cellular component: membrane. The transcript is spliced from 5 exons. Bases 643 to 1527 code for a protein of 294 amino acids. The record is from RefSeq and is a predicted model, not a curated record. Lineage: Eukaryota; Metazoa; Chordata; Actinopteri; Cichliformes; Cichlidae.
AUUCCUACCCGUAUUGGUAUAUAAUCUGCUCCUAUUGCUCUUACUGCUCUUGCACGUGUGAUUAGAUUCAAACUGUAAUGACAAUAAAGUUGAAUCCGAAUCAAAAAUAAAACCUGACUGGAGAUUUCACGCGGCCAGCUGUAGUCAUGUAGCCGUGAGCUGACGGCGCUGCUCCAGACAGACGGGUGCUGAUUGGUCAGCGCACAGGCCUGCUGUGUAGCAGCUGCCGUCAUCCCCUCAGACGUGCUGGGGAUGCUGACUGUGGCGCUGAUACCCCUGCGCUGUGCUCUGGCUGGUGGGCUGCGGUCUGCGUGGGCUCUGUGGACACAUCAGACAGACGGAUCCGUGGCUGGGAGCUGAAAUGAGAUAAGCGUCUUUUUCUCUCCGCCGAGGUGCUGCAGCGCCGCGCACGCAGGACGGACGUGGGCACUUUAUCACCGAAAACCUCCGCGUCCGGGGAUUAAACGUAUUUGCCUGCAGACUGUGCCGCCGGAAAGGUUCGCCUUCCGUUUGUACAUAAAGGUCACCCGGAGGAUGGUCCCGACGCUGCUCUCCAGAGGUGAUGUGAGUUGAAGCGGUGGGGAAGCCGCAGAGGAGCUGUCCGUCUGUCGAGGUGCUGAUGCGGCUGUGACAGAACCGAGCAUGGCUGCGGGGAAGUUACUGCUCUACGCCGGCCUCUCUCUUUCUCUUUGCGCCCUGGGCAUGCUGGCCGUGGCGAUGUGCUCCGACCACUGGUACGAGACAGACGCCAGACGGUACAGGGAGCGGUGCCGAAGCUUUUCCAGCCGCCGCAAGGACCCGGGCUUCAUCUACAUCCCCAACAACAGCCUACCGCUGCGGGCCAGCCGGAGCAGCGUGUCCCGAUGGCAAGAGAAGCUGCUUUUGGCCCGGAACAGACGGCAGCUGUUCGCCAUGAGCGCCGCAGAUGAAUGUAGUAGGCAGUAUAACUCCACCAACAUGGGGCUGUGGAGGAAAUGCCAUCGGCUGGCCUUCGACCACGAAAUCGAAGAGAGCAUCCGGAAAGGUUCCAUUACUCGGUGCUCCUACAUCAAGUAUCACUAUUCCUCAGCUACGAUACCCAAAAACCUCUCCUACAACAUCACCAAGACAAUAAGGCAGGACGAAUGGCACGCCCUCCACUUGCGGCGAAUGACAGCUGGUUUCAUGGGCAUGGCUGUGGCCAUCAUCCUGUUCGGCUGGGUCAUUGGUUUGCUGGGCUGCUGCUGGGACCGAGGCCUCAUGCAAUAUGUGGCCGGCCUCCUCUUCCUAAUGGGAGGAACCUUCUGUAUCAUCUCCCUCUGUACCUGCGUCGCUGGCAUCAACUUCGAGCUUUCCCGUUACCCGCGGUACCUGUACAGCUUGCCCGAUGAUAUCGGCCACGGCUACGGCUGGUCCAUGUUCUGCGCCUGGGGAGGCCUCGGCCUCACACUUAUCUCUGGCUUCUUCUGCACUCUCGCGCCCUCUGUUCAACCAAUACCGAGGUCUACCUGUCCCAAAUCUCGACAGGAGAACGGCACCGUGUGCUAAAGCUGGCUGCGCCAGGCCAGCUGAACCCACAGACAGACAGACAAAACAAACAAGCUAUUCCAUGUUUCCAUGUGUCAGCUCAUAUCCACUCUAUCCUGGUUACAGAUUUUGUGUGUGUGUUUGUUUAAAAUGGGUGUCUUGAUAUCUU